Cuscuta europaea is the source of this 1144-nucleotide messenger RNA. Lineage: Eukaryota; Viridiplantae; Streptophyta; Magnoliopsida; Solanales; Convolvulaceae. The record is from the annotation of a GenBank genome assembly.
CUGGUACAAUCGAUCGUUUCUUUGAAGUUGAAAAGGUCCAACAUCUUCUCAUCUGUCUGUCCACUCUUCAAAACAAACCAACGGAUUCAACUAUAUCCUCUCAUUACCCCGUCCAAUGGCUACCCGGAACGCUAAUCGCCGCCGACCUUCCGCUGCCGACGGACCCGUGAAGACGCCAAUGCGUAAGCCGGUAUUCGUUAAUGUGGAACAGCUAACACCCGGGACUAGCGGCCAUAACCUCACCGUGAAGGUCUUGAACUCUACCACAGUGCUCGAGAAGAAGCCCCGCAAUACGACGUCGUCUCUGACUGGAUUCCGUCGCCCUCCUCUGAACACUCGCAUCGCUGAGUGCCUCGUCGGUGACGAAACCGGCACUAUCCUCUUCACUGCCCGUAAUGAACAAGUUGACGUGAUGAAGCCAGAAACCACUGUAAUUCUCCGCAAUGCCAAGAUUGACAUGUUUAAGGGGUCUAUGAGGCUAGGCGUGGACAAAUGGGGCCGUAUUGAGGAAACCAAACCUGCAGACUUCACCGUCAAAGAAGAUAACAACCUUUCGUUGGUCGAGUACGAGUUGGUGAGCGUUGAAGAAUAGAGAUUGUUGUCCUAUGAAGUGCAUUCUGCCUCUUUUAAUCUCAUCUGUUAGGUGAAAUGGAAUUAUAUCCUAGGUAAUGCGGGUUUGGCUACUGCUAAUGAAGUGCAACUCUCCCUCUUUUAUAUCUUAUUAUCAUGAUUGGCUACAAAUCAUGUGCAUCCAGGUUUUAGGUGAAUGUUGAAGAAAAAGGUAGUGGAAUUAUGGAAGUGGAAUUUAGCCUCUAUAGUUAAGAAAGGCAUUCUAGCGGGUAAAAAAACCCAGUUUCAAAAUAUGAGGGUCUGGUAUAGUGUUUUUAUAAUUAUCUUGUUAUUGUGAUGCCUGUUUAUAAAGAUUUACCCCUGUUAAUUUUAGGACUUAAUCUAAUCUGAGCAUGGGUAAUUGACAUGUAAAUGAUAUUUGACUUGGUCAAUCAUGAUCACGGAUACUGUUUUAUUCAGCUUAAAUAUUGCUGACAGGAAAAUCUUGGUAAAUCUUGCUCCAACAAAGAAGCGUUGUGAUUGUUGUAAAAUCCCGGGAAUUACAUGCGUGGAUUGUUCAUCCUUUUAAUCAAAC